AAGGUUCGGCUUCUGCUGAUUUGCUCCCGAGAAGGCCGAAAUGGACAACAUUGUAGAUUCCUUGACCAGCGCGUAUCAGGAAUUUGUGGCUGCAGCAGCUAAUGUUCUCGAAAUCAAGGAGCUCUCCGGAGGCCAAAAGACGGUCGCCACAGACAUGGCCCUCGAGAACUUCAAGCAGAAGUGGGAGCUGUUCAGGGUUGCCUGCGAUCAGGCGGAGGAAUUCGUGGAGUCUCUGAAGCAGAGGAUAGGGUCCGAAAGCCUAAUUGACGAAGCCACUGGUGCCUUGGCUGGUGGGAAGUCGGGUCAUGCUGCUGCUAACACCGGCCUUGCUCCAAUUUCUGCACUCCGGUUGGAGCAGAUGAGCAAGGCCGUGAGAUGGCUGGUGAUUGAGCUUCAACAGGGGUCUGGAGCCGCCGCUGCUGGUGGCUCUGCCCAAAAUAAUCCCUCCACUGCUGCCCCAUUUGACGCUAGGUUCUCAGAAGAUGCAGCUCCAUAGUCCAUGCAGGCUGUGCUAAAUAUAGGUCUCUAAAUCCAAGAAAGAAAAAGGGGCUGUGAUACGGUUCACGUUGAUCUGCAAAGUUGCAGGAUAAUUGUUCUUACUUCUGUCUGGGUUGCUGUUAAACUUUGUAGAAUAGAGGUAAAGGAUGCACUUUGCAAUAAUUAUGGUAGAAAUGAACUAAGACAUGUUCAGUGUUUUUAUGUAUUUAUCUAUCAUCUUAUCAGUUUUGAUUUAAUGGUGUAAAUCUGUCAGUUUAUGGGGGUUGAAACUAGCAAGGUUUGCUCUCUAUGGGAUCUAUUCCUGAUUUUUCUGUUGCUUUAUUCAACUGGGGUAAAAAUUGGGGGCAAAGCAGUUGGACGCUGAGUGUAAGGUGCUUAUGUAUAAUGUACUUUUAGACUACUUUAUGGUUAUGUAGAUUGUAUGCCUUCCGAUCGCUCACUUAUCGGGAUGGAGGAACUCUGCAAUUCGACAUUUUCUUGAAUUCGCAUCUAA
This is a messenger RNA of Tripterygium wilfordii, 991 nucleotides long. RefSeq names its product mediator of RNA polymerase II transcription subunit 32-like. Gene Ontology annotation, biological process: root development; cold acclimation; regulation of DNA-templated transcription. Bases 41 to 496 code for a protein of 151 amino acids. NCBI's taxonomy places the organism in Eukaryota, Viridiplantae, Streptophyta, Magnoliopsida, Celastrales, Celastraceae. Gene Ontology annotation, cellular component: mediator complex. The record is from RefSeq and is a predicted model, not a curated record. The transcript is spliced from 2 exons.